Toxotes jaculatrix (banded archerfish) is the source of this 1064-nucleotide messenger RNA. It is a transcript of the gene gltpa, whose product is annotated as glycolipid transfer protein a. Gene Ontology annotation, cellular component: cytoplasm; membrane; cytosol. Gene Ontology annotation, molecular function: ceramide 1-phosphate transfer activity; ceramide 1-phosphate binding. The record is from RefSeq and is a predicted model, not a curated record. NCBI's taxonomy places the organism in Eukaryota, Metazoa, Chordata, Actinopteri, Toxotidae. Bases 131 to 760 code for a protein of 209 amino acids. Gene Ontology annotation, biological process: ceramide transport; intermembrane lipid transfer. The transcript is spliced from 6 exons.
GGCCCGUUUACCCGGUAGGUGGCGAAGACCCGGAUCUGUCAGUAAGAAGUCGAUCACAUGAGCCAACGGUUGGAUAUUCCACCAUCACCUGGGUUCAAUGUAGAGGCAAGAGUGUGUCCCGACUAAAGAGAUGGCUCUGCUAAUGGAGCACCAGUUCAGACAGCUGCCAGCUGACAGACAGGUGGAAACAAGACCAUUUCUGGAGGCUGUGUCAUACCUUCCACCAUUCUUUGACUGCCUUGGCUCCACUAUUUUUGCACCGAUUAAAGCUGACAUAUCUGGGAACAUCACAAAAAUCAAGGCCGUUUUUGACACCAACCCUGGACGGUUCAAGACACUCCAGCAGAUUUUGGAGGCAGAGAAGGAAAUGCAUGGAGCACAAUGGCCCAAAGUUGGAGCGACAUUGGCUCUCAUGUGGCUGAAAAGGGGCCUACGAUUUAUCCAAGUCUUUCUUCAGAGCCUGGUGGAUGGUGAGAAAGAUGACAACAACCCAAACCUCAUUCGAGUCAAUGUCACCAAAGCAUAUGAAAUAGCCCUGAAGAAGUACCACGGCUGGUUUGUGCAACAGCUCUUCAAGGCAGCUCUUUUUGCUGCUCCAUAUAAGUCAGACUUCCUGAAGGCCCUGUCCAAGGGUCGGGACGUCAAGGAAGAGGAAUGCUUGGAGAAAAUCAGAAAAUUCCUCAUCAACUUCUCUGCCACUGUUGAUGCUAUUUAUGAGCUGUACAAUAAGAUGAAUGCUGACCUUGACUACACCGUGUGACUGCUGGAUGUUCCUCUUUCCUCCGGUGAUCCGCUUAGUUUACAAAGUCAUUUACAUUAUGCAGUCCACACUUGUGCAGUCUACAUCUUGACUUGGCUCCCUUCAGGUCACCUGACAGCUCACCUUGAAAGUGUAUUUAUAAUACUUGUAAUUAUACAUCAAAUGUUUUAUCACUUUUAACCAUGUGUUUGCCUGCUCUGGUUUUCUCUGUAUGCCUUUUCCUCACUGUUGUUUUUUAUUUUGGAGCAAAAUUUUCCAAAGCAUCUGAAAUACAGCUUUAAACGCUAUAUUUCUUUAUUUUCCA